Messenger RNA from Xenopus tropicalis (tropical clawed frog), 5418 nucleotides. Its product is annotated as zinc finger protein 721-like. Gene Ontology annotation, cellular component: nucleus. NCBI's taxonomy places the organism in Eukaryota, Metazoa, Chordata, Amphibia, Anura, Pipidae. The transcript has 4 exons. Bases 1253 to 4849 code for a protein of 1198 amino acids. The record is from RefSeq and is a predicted model, not a curated record.
GUGAUUCCCCCCGUUCCCUGCACUGCUGUCUCUCCCCUGGGCUCCCGGGUGUUCCCUGCACAUCUUAUUUUCAAAUAAGAUGAUUAUUAAGUAUAAGAAUAUUCUGGUUUAUUAAUGAUAACAUAUGAUUAUGUUACUUAAUAGAAUACAUAUUCAUGAUUGAUAUUAUGCAUAUUUGAUGAAUUAUAUGGGGAUGAAUAAUGAAUGUUUUAUUUUGUUUAGUUGGUAAGAAACUUCUAUUCUGAAAAGGAGGUUUGUAUCAGAUUACUAGCCUAGAUGUAUAACCUUUGUGUUAAAGCAAAUAUCAAAGGUUGUAUAAUCCUUGGUGUCUGUGUGAAUAAGAUGAGAACACCUUGAAGGAUUUUACAAACUCUCCACAAUAUAGAGCAUACCUGUUGAGAGGGUAAUAAUUAAUCAAGGACAGACCAAUUUUGAAUGGCUAGUGUGUUCUCAAGUAUAUUGUAUGUGUACUGAAGGUAUUAAGUAGUUACACAGCAUUGUUCUAGUCUGGAGCAAUGUCAACAAUAGUGUGUAACAUCGAAUUAAGGAAGGUCAAAAGUUAUUUUAUAUUUUCUGAAUAUUUCUCAGACCACAAUAUUUGAGGAAACAGUGCCAUCUACAGAUGGGGGAGGACAUCACGGAUCCAGAGGUCACUGUAACAAAUAUUUAGAACAACUGGUGAUAAUUUAACUUAAAGACUGCCCUUUGGUGCCAGUUGGUUAGUUGAUAAAUCCCAGAGGUGGAGUUUUAGAUAGAGAUAAAGGAUAAGUUAGGAGAGAAAAAGGGAAAAAAAGAGAGACUCUCAAGGGAAGGAAAGAAGGAGAAACUAAGAAAAGAAAGAAAGAGAAAAACUAGGAAGGAAAUCUAAAACUACGGGGAGACUCUCAACUAUAAGAAGACUCAUUCUCCAACUAAAAGGAAGAACCAGAUGUUUUUAAAGAUCCAGAAAGGGAGAUCAGGGGAUAUCACAGGCCAAUAAAACUCUACAUCUGGACGUUGCUUCGUGAUAAGAGUCAUCAAAACAUACUGGUUAAGUCUCUGAAGGCCACGUGGGGACAUUAUAGUAGGACACAGUGUGGAAGAAUGUGUAAGGCUGGCACAGCACAAACCCAGGCUGAGUAGGAGUGUGAGCCAACUGCAUGGAAUGAGGAUCACUGACUGAGCUCACAAGCCUUUUGAUUGGUUGGAUGUGGGAAAGGCUUCUCUGUGAUUGGUCAUCUUCUAACCCACCUUUACCUGCAGAGACAGAAGGAUGGACACCCAGGGGAAACAUUUGGCCAAUAAGGGGUGUGGGCAGGAUUUUGGUACUGAGCCCAAUCCUCUUACCGGUACUGAAUGUGGGGAAACAUCAUCUCUAACCAAAGACUGUCAGGGGCAAAGGAGAAGUUCUACAGAAGAAAAACAUUUUGUCUGUGCAGAAUGUGGAAAAACCAGUCCCCAGAACGCUAACACAGGGGAGAGAAAUAUCACUUGUGCACAAUGUAAGGAAACCCAGUCUUUCAGGAGCAGCCGUUUAACUCACUUUGUAAUACACACAGGGGAAAAAACAAUCACUUGUACAGAAUGUGGCAAAGGCUUUGCUCAAAAGUCUAAACUUGUAUCUCAUAUGAAAAUACACACAGGGGAGAAACCUUUUACUUGUACAGAAUGUGGCAAAGGUUUUGCUCAUAAGAAUUACCUUGUAUCUCAUAUGAAUAUACACACAGGGGAGAAACCUUUUACUUGUACAGAAUGUGGCAAAGGUUUUGCUCAUAAGAAUUACCUUGUAUCUCAUAUGAAAAUACACACAGGGGAGAAACCAUUCACUUGUACAGAAUGUGGCAAAGGCUUUGCUCAAAAGAGUCAACUUGUAUCUCAUAUGAAAAUACACACAGGGGAGAAACCUUUUACUUGUACAGAAUGUGGCAAAGGCUUUGCUCAUAACCAUAGCCUUGUAUCUCAUAUGAAAAUACACACAGGGGAGAAACCUUUCACUUGUACAGAAUGUGGGAGACACUUUGCACAUAAGUGCCACUUUUUAUGUCACCUAAAAAUACACACAGGGGAGAAACCAUUCACUUGUACAGAAUGUGGCAAUGGUUUUGCUCAAAAGAAUAACCUUGUAUCUCAUAUGAAAAUACACACAGGGGAGAAACCUUUCACUUGUACAGAAUGUGGCAAUGGUUUUGCUCAAAAGAAUAACCUUGUAUCUCAUAUGAAAAUACACACAGGGGAGAAACCUUUCACUUGUACAGAAUGUGGCAAAGGCUUUGCUCAUAAGCAUAGCCUUGUAUCUCAUAUGAAAAUACACACAGGGGAGAAACCUUUCACUUGUACAGAAUGUGGGAGACACUUUGCACAUAAGUGCCACUUUUUAUGUCACCUAAAAAUACACACAGGGGAGAAACCUUUCACUUGUGCAGAAUGUGGCAAAGGCUUUACUCAAAAGAAUUACCUUGUAUCUCAUAUGAAAAUACACACAGGGGAGAAACCAUUCACUUGUACAGAAUGUGGCAAAGGCUUUGCUCAUAAGCAUAACCUUGUAUCUCAUAUGAAAAUACACACAGGGGAGAAACCUUUCACUUGUACAGAAUGUGGCAAAAGCUUUGCUCAAAAGAAUAACUUUGUAUCUCAUAUGAAAAUACACACAGGGGAGAAACCAUUCACUUGUACAGAAUGUGGCAAAAGCUUUGCUCAAAAGAAUAACUUUGUAUCUCAUAUGAAAAUACACACAGGGGAGAAACCUUUCACUUGUACAGAAUGUGGCAAAAGCUUUACUCAAAAGAAUAGCCUUGUAUCUCAUAUGAAAAUACACACAGGGGAGAAACCUUUCACUUGUACAGAAUGUGGGAGACACUUUGCACAUAAGUGCCACUUUUUAUGUCACCUAAAAAUACACACAGGGGAGAAACCAUUCACUUGUACAGAAUGUGGCAAUGGUUUUGCUCAAAAGAAUGUUCUUGUAUCUCAUAUGAAAAUACACACAGGGGAGAAACCUUUCACUUGUACAGAAUGUGGCAAUGGUUUUGCUCAAAAGAAUAGCCUUGUAUCUCAUAUGAAAAUACACACAGGGGAGAAACCUUUCACUUGUACAGAAUGUGGGAGACACUUUGCACAUAAGUGCCACUUUUUAUGUCACCUUAAAAUACACACAGGGGAGAAACCAUUCACUUGUACAGAAUGUGGCAAUGGUUUUGCUCAAAAGAAUAACCUUGUAUCUCAUAUGAAAAUACACACAGGGGAGAAACCUUUCACUUGUACAGAAUGUGGCAAUGGUUUUGCUCAUAAGCAUAGCCUUGUAUCUCAUAUGAAAAUACACACAGGGGAGAAACCAUUCACUUGUACAGAAUGUGGCAAAGGCUUUGCUCAUAAGCAUAACCUUGUAUCUCAUAUGAAAAUACACACAGGGGAGAAACCAUUCACUUGUACAGAAUGUGGCAAAAGCUUUGCUCAAAAGAAUAGCCUUGUAUCUCAUAUGAAAAUACACACAGGGGAGAAACCAUUCACUUGUACAGAAUGUGGCAAAAGCUUUGCUCAAAAGAAUAACUUUGUAUCUCAUAUGAAAAUACACACAGGGGAGAAACCAUUCACUUGUACAGAAUGUGGCAAAAGCUUUGCUCAAAAGAAUAAACUUGUAUCUCACAUGAAAAUACACACAGAGGAAAAACCUUUCACUUGUACAGAAUGUGGCAAAGGCUUUGCUCAUAAGAAUAAACUUGUAUCACAUAUGAAAAUACACACAGGGGAGAAACCUUUCACUUGUACAGAAUGUGGCAAAGGCUUUACUCAUAAGAAUAAACUUGUAUCUCAUAUGUACAUACACACAGAGGAAAAACCUUUCACUUGUACAGAAUGUGGCAAAGGCUUUGCUCAAAAGAAUAACCUUGUAUCUCAUAUGAAAAUACACACAGGGGAGAAACCUUUCACUUGUACAGAAUGUGGCAAAGGCUUUGCUCAAAAGAAUAACCUUGUAUCUCAUAUGAAAAUACACACAGGGGAGAAACCUUUCACUUGUACAGAAUGUGGCAAAAGCUUUGCUCAAAAGAAUGUUGUAGUAUCUCAUAUGAAAAUACACACAGGGUGGGAGAAACCUUUCACUUGUACAGAAUGUGGCAAAGGUUUUGCUCAUAAGAAUAACCUUGUAUCUCAUAUGUACAUACACACAGGGGAGAAACCUUUCACUUGUACAGAAUGUGGGAAAGGCUUUGCUCAAAAGAUUAACCUUGUAUCUCAUAUGAAAAUACACACAGGGGAGAAACCAUUCACUUGUACAGAAUGUGGGAAAGGCUUUGCUCGUAAGAAUCACCUUGUAUCUCAUAUAAAAAUACACACAGGGGAGAAACCUUUCACUUGUACAGAAUGUGGCAAAGGCUUUGCUCGUAAGAAUCACCUUGUAUCUCAUAUAAAAAUACACACAGGGGAGAAACCUUUCACUUGUACAGAAUGUGGCAAAGGCUUUGCUCGUAAGAAUCACCUUGUAUCUCAUAUAAAAAUACACACAGGGGAGAAACCUUUCACUUGUACAGAAUGUGGCAAAGGCUUUGCUCAUAAGAAUCACCUUGUAUCUCAUAUAAAAAUACACAAAGGAGAGAAACCAUUCACUUGUACAGAAUGUGGCAAAGGCUUUGCUCGUAAGAAUCACCUUGUAUCUCAUAUAAAAAUACACACAGGGGAGAAACCUUUCACUUGUACAGAAUGUGGCAAAGGCUUUGCUCAUAAGAAUCACCUUGUAUCUCAUAUAAAAAUACACAAAGGAGAGAAACCAUUCACUUGUACAGAAUGUGGCAAAGGCUUUGCUCGUAAGAAUCACCUUGUAUCUCAUAUAAAAAUACACACAGGAGAGAAACCAUUCACUUGUACAGAACAGUGACCUUGCCACUCACUUUAAAUGGCACACAAGGGUGUAAUAAUUUAUUCAUGCAGAAUGAGGCAACAGCUUUUAUAACAAAAGCAAAGUUGUCAUUCAUUGGAAAAGUCACACCAAGAAUAAAGGUUUCCCUUGCCCAGAUCAGCCUCCUGAGUCACCUGAAUAUACACACUGGGGAGAAGAAUUGCACUUGCACAGAAUAUGGUAAACGCUUCUACCAAAAAUGUUAUUGGACUGACACUGUAAUGUGAACUGACAUAGAAAGUGUAUCUAUGAGCAAAGCCAUGAUGAGAGAUGCUAUGUGGACAAAUCUAACGAAACCAUCAUAUCUCCCCCUCUCUGAUCCCCUCUGUUACAAGUAUGGUCAAAAUUUAUAAUAUGAGGCAAAGACUGGCAAAUUGAUUCAUGGGAAACCCUUUUAUCUUCAUGUUCAACCUGACAUGGGAAUUAAGAGGUGAUCUGCCAAAGGUAUAAAACAUACAGAGGUGGUUGAUCAUGGUCAUUUAAUCUCUUUUAGCUUCAUUCAUUUUGAGUUUUUCAAGAAUCAGUUUAAUAAAUAAUGAUAAAGCAAA